AUCCCCAUGCUCUGUUAUCCCUGGUUUGCUAUAUAACUGUCAUCUUGAUUAAUUGCAGCAAUUGUGGAGUAUGUACGAGAUGGCUCAACAUUGAAAGCUCUUGUCAUUCCUUCCUUUGUACAUAUUAUGGUCGCCAUAUCUGGAAUCAAGGUGUAGUUAUCUGAAAGUGUCUGAGGUAUACAAUUACUUUUGUUGUUUUGUUCCCCAUACGUGGACCUUGAAGGGAUAAGUAGGAAAUCCUUGCCUUUUUAAGGUUGAUAGGCCAUUGUGAUGUUCUAACUCUAAGUGCCAGAGGGAGAUUUUUCUUCCUGUAGCUUGUUUGUUCUUUGCUUAUGCCGUUGCCAACUUUUAAGUAUAAUUUUUAUGUGAAUUUUCUGUGUUUUGUGUUUUGUGGUCAGUCCCCCAUGUUCAAGCGAGAUGGAGACAAAGAUAAGCGUGAUAGUCAACGAGAACGAGAGAAGGGUGAAUUGGGUAAAGAAAAACGUGAAAUGUCAGAUGAGGGGGCUGAGCCUUUUGCAGAAAUGGCUAGAUUUUUCACCGAGUCUCGAUUACUGCAGCAGGAUGUGAAGUUGUUGAUAGAGGGGGUCUCUUAUCAACUAGUCAUUGCUUCUAUCAUUCAUCCUAUGGGGAACAUUGCGGAGAGACUGCUGCGAGAAGGAUUUGCUCGAUGUGUUGACUGGAGUAUAGCAAUGGUUUCCAAGGAUAAAGAAAGGCUUCGUGCUGCUGAGAAGACAGCCAAACAGCAGCAAAUACGAAUUUGGAAAGGUUACAAACCUGCAACAAUUGCUACUUUGCCCCAAGGCUCUCUUGUGUUUUCUGGAAAGGUCAUUGAAGUGGUUAAUGGUGAUUCUCUUUUAAUUAAAAGAGGUGAACAGCAGUUACAAAAGAUCUGGUUCUCCAGUCUUAGACCACCAAGGACUACAAAUCAAGCACCGAAGGAAGAAGAAAAUGUUGGUACUGCACGUAGACCACAGCAGAGGACACGUCCAUUGUAUGAUAUACCUUAUAUGUGGGAAGCAAGAGAGUGUCUUAGGAAGAAACUGAUAGGGAAAAAGGUGAAUGUGAGAAUUGACUACAUUAAGCCAGCACAAGACUCCUUUCCUGAGAAAGUAUGCUGCACUCUCACCAGAGACGAUAUGUGAGUAUUUGCUUGCUACUCGUGAUCUUCUUGUUAUCAAAAGUGAAAUGAGGAAAUAAGUUCAGGAAGAUAGAGAUAUCGUGCAGUAUACCAAUUAUUCCAUUACACACACAUCAUUCAUGGCUAGAAGAAUAGACACGAUUUUCACGCGUUUUCAGCUCUGAUAAUGUUAGAACAUUCUCCUUCACCCUAGGCUUUAGUCCUCAGGACUCUCUUUGUGCUUAGCUUUGGCCCUGGCCUUCUCCUACCUUUUGUCAUUUUUUCUGUUAGCAAUGGUUCUUGGUUCGGGAGUGCUUGAUAGAUGAGGUAGAGUUUGUAAGUAAAGUCAGGUAUGAGGAGAGUGUGUGGAUGAAGGUUCGAGGUGGGAGAGGGAGGGAAGCAUUGUAUGUGUGCUGUAUUUACAUGCCUACAGAUAGUGCUUGUGCUAAUGUUAUGGCGGAUAGUUACGUCAAGUUGAAGGAGGAUGUGCUUGGAUUCAUGCAGAAGGGGAGGGUUGUUCUUCUUGGUGAUUUUAAUGCGAGGGUGGGUAGAUCUACUAAUGUUGAUGAUGUCAUUGGGAUGUUUGAAGAGGAGACUUGUAAUGCCAGUGGAAAUAGGCUGAUUUCAUUCUUGAAUGAGGUGGAGCUGGUGAUAUGUAAUGGUAGGAAGUUAGUGUCGGAGCCUGAGUGGACUAGAGUAAGGCCGAGCCUACAGCAGAAAUCAGUGAUAGAUUAUAUAGUUACGGAUAUGCAGUUGAUGAGGGAAUCUGGUCAUGUACAGGUUAAUAUAACUGAUAUUGGUGCCUCGGAUGAUUUUCUACUGUGGCUGGAGUUGGGCCGGGUUACAAAGUGUUGUGAAAGGCAGAAGCGGACAAUAAGGAAGUUGCAUGUAGACAGAUUUUUGGAUGAGGGGGUUAGAGCAAAGUAUAGUGAGGCCUUGAAAGCGGAGGUUGAAUCAUUUUCAGAGAGCAUCAAGGAGAAAGUGAGUGAGGGUAUUAGCGGAAGUGGGUUAGUCAGUGCUGUUGUAGAGGAGUGGCAGCAGGUUGUAAAAAAGGUGGCAAGGGCUGAGGUAGGAGAGAAGGUAGUAGUGUGUGGCAGGGCAGUCAGGUGGUGGGAUGAUGAGAUUAAGCAGAAGAUAGAACAGAGAAGACAAGAAAAUUCUUGAGGGUCAGGAUUAUCUAUGGGAGGAAUAUAGUAAACUGAGUAGGGAGGUGUUGUUCAGAAGAAGCUUGAGGUUUGGAAUGAGGUAGUGGAAAGAGCAAAUUCAGAUUAUGAAGGUAAUAGGAAAGAAUUUUGGGCAUUUGUCGGUAGAAGGACAAAGGGUGAGAGGAAGCUUUGAGGAAUAGUGCUGGGGUGUCAGUGACUAGUAUCUAGAAGUGUUAAAGAGGCAUUAUCAGCAGUUGGGCACUUGUAGUGUUGAUACAGCCUUUGAUGAUAGUUGGAAAGAGGAAAGUGUGUGAGUUUCCAACAGAUUGUGUGGGAAAUGUGUUGGAUAGGGGAUAUAGAUUUGGAGGAAAUUGGAUUGUGUGUUAGAAAGUUGAAGAAUAAUAAGACUGGUGGUAGUGAUGGGCUUGUGGGGGAGCUUUUAAAGUAUGGUGGGUCAGGGAUGGUAGAGUUACUUAAACAGUUGUUUACAGUAAUUUGGCGUGAGGAGUUUGUGCCACCACGGUGGAGGGAGGGCGUCAUAGUUAACCUGUUUAAGAAGGGAGAUAAGGAGGAUCCUGGGAAUUAUAGGGGCAUCACUCUGCUGAGUGUGGUUGGGAAGGUCUUUUGUAUGGUAUUGAACGAUAGGUUGGUGAAGCAUCUGGACGAGGGCAAAGCAUUGCAUGAGGGCCAGGCUGGUUUUUAGGGUUGGAAGGGGUUGUGUUGAUGAUAUUUAUACGCUGAAUGAACUCGUGCAGGGUUGACUAAAGGAGGGAAGGAGACAUCUGCAUUCUUUCGAAAGAAUGCGAUGGUGUGUGGCGCAAUGGCCUGUGGUUUAAGUUGUGGGAAUUUGGGGUAAGAGGGAAGAUGUGGAGGGUUAUAAAGAAGAUGUACGAGUAUUCAAAGAGUGCUGUAUUGUUGGAUGGGGAACGGUCAGAGGCAUUUGAUGUGGAACAGGGGGUAGCUCAGGGAUGUAGCUUAUCUCCAAUUUUGUUUUCCGUAUUUAUCAAUGGGUUGUUGAGGGAGGUGGAGGAAGGUGAGAUUGGGAUCGAUUUAAGUAGUGGUGGGAGAUUUGGAGGCCUUUUGUUUGCAGAUGACUUCGUUGGUGUUAGUGAGUCUAAGGAUCAGUUACAGACGCUUAUAGAUGUGGUGCAUGCCUACUGUCGAUAAUGGAGGCUAAAGGCUAAUGUGAGUAAGAGUGCAGUGAUGGUGUUCGCUAGGGAGUCAGUGGAUGGUGCUUGGAAAUGGGGGGAGUAUGUUUUGCCUAAAGUAUCUAAAUAAACAUACUUGGGUGUUGAUUUCACUAGUACUGGUGCAUGGGAUGUGCAUAUCAAGAAUGUGUUAGACAAUGGUAGAAGGAAGGUUAAUCAGUUGCAUAGUGUAAUUAGUAAUAUGGAUAUUAAUUUGAGUGCUCCCAGGUUGUUGUUGCUGGCGGUGGUUAGGCCAACUUUAGAGUAUGGGAGUGAGGUGUGGGAAUCCAAUAAGACUCAGGCAGCUGCAGCUAAGCAUAUCCUUGGGUGUUCGUCUAAGACAUGUAAUGAAGCCGUUAGGGGGGAUAUGGGGCUUGAUACGUUACAAGGGCGUAGGGAUAAGAGUAAGUUGAAGUGGUGGUAUAAGUUAGCGGCAUUGCCAGGCAAUAGGUAUCCGAAGAAGCUUUUAACCAGGAAUGGAAUUUUAAGCCACGGAGAGUCAGGCAGAGGAAGUGUUGGAGUAAGGUCAUUGGUGAUCUAGGUCUUGACGAGGCAGAGUGGUAGCAUGAUAUUCAAAAUGGGGAUUGCUCCUUGUAGGGCUUUCAGUCUAUAGUAGGGGACAGUAUUAAUGAGGGGGAGAUUAGAAAGUUUGAAGAGGUGCUAAAUAGCAAAGUAAUGCUGUUGUUGUAUAAGACAUUAACAAGGUGGUAGAGUUCAAAAAGUACUUGCAUGGGAAAAGUGGUGCUGGGUCUAGAUUAAUGUUUAAGUUCGGGUCAGGCACGCAUGGGCUAAAUGAGGAACUGGGUAGGCAUAGGGGGAGGGAGGGUAUGAAGGAGUGCCUGUUGUGUGAUGAUGAGUGUCAAAGUGUGAGUCAUGUAGUUGUGGAAGUGUCCAGCACAUAGUAGUCUUAGGAGCAAUUUCUUAAUUGCCCUGCAGGUGAAGCUUGGGGAUGAUGGAUUUGAGCAUUUCCAGUCGCUUGAAUGUUUCAGGAAAGCAUCCUUUAUAUUGGGUAGUGAGCU
Messenger RNA from Geodia barretti, 4468 nucleotides. The record is from the annotation of a GenBank genome assembly. Lineage: Eukaryota; Metazoa; Porifera; Demospongiae; Tetractinellida; Geodiidae.